UCUACCAAAAAAGAGACAGGAUGGAGAACUUCAGACACCCUUUGGAGACAGUGCAACUAAUUUCCAUCUACAGUUACCUGAACAUACUGAACGAUAUUCUUUUUGCCGACAAUUAUCUGAGCCGGCAGGAUCAACAUAAACAAAUUCCGAUAGUAAAUUCCCUUUAUCAUUAUCUACAGGACGAUGUGAAUAAUGAUACCAACACUCGAAAAACCGAAUUAGUUCGUAGGAUCCUAAACGGAAGUGAUCUUUACGGAAGUAAGGGAACCGAAAAGCCGGAUUUGCAGUUCGUCGACACUCUACUGAAUUACAUCGUUAAAUCCCUGGUUUUUCAAAAAUACAGCAACAUCUAUGGCUUUAUAGCCGAAACGGUUCGUAGGUCCCCGAACGAAUCACUCCUUUCACUGACCACCAACCUAAAGACUUCCCUCCUGCAAAUGGAAUUCGAAAACGAAAUCAACGACCCCUCGAAACUUGACAAAUCCACAGUCGACUCAAUUUUUGACGAUUUUAUCCAACCACUUUUCCCCUUGGUCAAAAAUGACACCAGUAUCAUAUCAGUCGACUUCAUCUACUCCCAAGCCGGACGAUCAUUUCUAGCGGAGCCGAAAAUUACGAACAAGCCGAAAGACGAAAAUUCGAACAUCGAUGAGAACCUAGAACAAGAAUACAUCCAAUUAGCUCACGCUGUGGAACAACUCGUAAUCGGCAAUCAACUGAACAAGACUGCUUUGAAAAUCUUCUCCCUCCCAGCCCUGAUUUACUACGUUCAUAAACAGAAAAACAAACUUGAAUUUCCCGACAUCGUUAACAUUGUGACCAAGACCGAAUUUUGGGGCGAAAUUUACGAGAAUCUGUUUUCCUAUCUGAACCAAACAUUCCUAGAGACGGAGAAAUUGAAAAACGACGCGAGUUAUCAAUUUUAUGUCUCGAUGUCGAAUUAUCGGAAUAGAACAACAUUAGCUAGGGAAAUACUCGAGAGCAACUGUUCUCCGUUAACAGAAAACGAAAUGGGGGCUAAAGUCAAAGAAUACAAGAACAAACCCGAAAAAUCCACUUGUCCAAAUGGGGUUCAGGUUCUUGACAACCUGAACGAACGUUACCUGGAGAUCGUCAACAAUAUAACAACCAAGUAUUACAACUACGAACUAGAAGCAUGUCGAGAGGUGUUUGGAAACACUUUUCAAAAUCCCGUCAUCAUCAGCAGAGGUCUUUUUAAAAAGUACUUCUACGUCACGAUUGGUUUCAACGAAUCCCACACCGAGCUAAUAAAACCCACGGACGAUUUCUUCGAAUUCUACUAUCCGGAUAAUAGAACCUUCGUCUACUAUGCACUGCUACGAAAAGGCUAUCGGCUAACCCUCCUGGAAGUCACCGAAAGACCAAAUUUACUGCGCAGAAAAUUGAUCGGUAGACUCGGACGCUUGCGAAAUAGCAUUUUCUCCGUGCUGAUGAAAUCUACAAACGAAACGUUCGACACUUUUGUGAAAAAAUUAGCAGAGACUAGAUCGAACCUUUUUCGGGAGACCCUCCGAUUGUCCGGUUACGAUAAAACCAGGUUGGAAAUGUGGAAGGACUUCGGACUGUCAUUGAUACCGUUCUACACUUGUGUUAACAGUGUCAAGGAGGGCAGGAAACUUUCGGCCAGCAUUGCAUGUCCGAUUGAUACCCUACUUUUGAUUCCGGUCGUGGGUACCGCUAUGAACGUCGGGGGUAAAAUGGUAUCAAGUGUCAGCAGAUCCUUGAUAAGUCUGUCACAGACGACAUUUAGUACUCUGGCGCUAAGGACGACCAUGCGAUCGACCCUGAAAGUUAGCGGAAGUCUUUUGGCGAAACAAGUGACGGAAUUCAUCGCCCUCUUUGAAUUGAAGACUUUCCAGAGUCUGGGUCUCUCGGUAACUCGACUUUUGGAUCCGGGAUUCGAAUUCGUGUACCUAAUCGGAAAGGGCGGUUUUCGUUCGGUUGAAAAUUUCAUCCGACUGUUGGAAAAAAGAACUUCGAAUUCGUUCGACAGGGUAAUGGAGCUUCUGAAGUAUUCCCAAAAUGGUUUUGGUAAAAAACAAGUCGGCGUUUGGUCCGGAAGGGAAGUGUUCGUGAAUACCUUCGCUGAUGGUCAGCAACUGGGUCUGGAACUGGGUCAGGAACUGGGUCAAGAACUGGGUCAGGAACUAUCCGGCCAGGGUUACAAAUACAUUCAGUUAUCGAACGGCAACUCGGCAGAUUUGAGAAAGCUUUCCGAAUUUGGUCCCGAAGUUCCGGUUGUAUUCAAAGGAGCACAAAAUGAUCAGAAACAGUAUCGAAGGAUCAAUCCUGCUGGUGAAGAAUUCGGGGAGGAAAUUAUCAUCCAAGACGAGUGGUUGGAACGGAAGGGAACGGUUUUGGAAGACUGGCAAAUAGAUACGGUGGAUGGUAACCUGGAGAAAGUGGGCAAAGUUUUUCGGAAUUUGGUGGGGAACCAAGAGAUCCUAAAAACUGCCGUCGACUACGCUGUCAAGAGGCUACCAGAGGGGGACGUUAUCAAAGAACUCAAAAAGUACGCCUUCCCGUCUGAAAACGGAAAAACAGAACUGAAUUUCGUUCAUGAAUGGCUUGACCAUCCGGAACUUCGAACCCCCACUUGGGCCGAAAAAUACAAAAUUCCCGACCCCGACACAUUCUUUAGGUUAAAAUACAAAGAAAUGCUAGACACCCCGGACCUGACGAUGAAAGACGCGACGGAAAGAAUAAAAAAUCUGUAUUCCGUCAACAAUUACCGAAAGUUGUACCAGGAGUUACCGAUUGACAAAAUUCUCCACGACUUCAAGACGAAGGGAGCCUAUAAGCAAGUUUCCUUCGAGGACUACUUCGCACUGCGGAAUUACGGUUCGAGUGGCUACCGAAAAAUGGCGGACGACUGUCCGGAGGCGAGGCGGAUGAAAAAUGCAAUCUACCGCCUAGCGAUUAGACAAUCAGAGGAGCCGGGUGAAGUAUUAGCCGAACGACUCUAUCGUGGCGAGGGACGAAUUCCCGAAGCUAUCGAAAAGGAACUAUCGGAUGUUGGGGGUAAUUUCGAGUUAACUAGAUUUACCUCGACGACAAGUGAUCCUAGUACUGCGGUUCGAUACUCAAAGACUGGACCAUCAGGUAGUACGCAAGUCUUCUAUGAUAUGAAAUUCGAGGAACCGAUUUUGAGAGCUAGGGUCGAGGAUCUGUUCGUACUGAACGAGAAGGAGACAAUUCUGCUCCCGGGUACAAAGUUCCAUAUUGAUAAUGUCAAAAAAUGGUCCGAGGAAACUGAAUCUGGUGUUAAGCAGAAUUUCAUUAAAGUUGACAUGACAUGUGUGGAGGGGAACUUGCCGAAAAUUGAACGUCAACGGAAACUUAUGGAGGAAAUUCGAAAACUUUCAAAAACCGACACGAUGUUUUCUGCUGAGAACUAAUAUCGAUUAUCGUUCCUUUCCUAGGAAGGGAAAUGUUAGAUGAACCAAUAGGACGCUGCAGCAAGUUGCGUUACAUCUUCUAAUAAUGCUGCAACAAAUAGUAAUAUGUCUCCUAAAAAUGCUUCAUCAGACGAUGCUCCUAAAUCUCCUAAUAAUUCUGCAGCAAGUUGGGGAACAUCUCCUAAAGAUGCUAACAUCUCCUAAUAAUUCUGGAUCAAGUUGUCGAUCAUCUCCUAUAAUUCUGAGUCAAUUUGUCCUACAUCUCCUAAGAAUUCAUCAUCGGCGGUUUUCGGCACUCACCCAGGAUUAACCCCGAGUUAACAAUUAUCCAAUUAUCAACAACAUUCUGUUUGAUCUAACCAAUCACCGUUAACCCGAGGCGAGUGCCGAAAACGGCCAUCAAGUACACUGAGAGAAUCAAGGGACCUCAAACUCCGCAAAAAAGUAUUAAAUGCGGUUCUCAUGUGAACCCACCGUUAGGAAACAUAAAUAUUUGUCAAAAUUGUUCUUUUCUUUGCAUAUAAAUAAAUAUAUUUAGCGAAA
Messenger RNA from Leptopilina heterotoma, 3962 nucleotides. RefSeq lists its product as uncharacterized. NCBI's taxonomy places the organism in Eukaryota, Metazoa, Arthropoda, Insecta, Hymenoptera, Figitidae. Bases 21 to 3419 code for a protein of 1132 amino acids. The record is from RefSeq and is a predicted model, not a curated record. The transcript has 2 exons.